Molecule: messenger RNA, 267 nt
Organism: Rotaria sordida
Lineage: Eukaryota; Metazoa; Rotifera; Eurotatoria; Philodinida; Philodinidae
Source: the annotation of a GenBank genome assembly
AUGGAAUCAUCAUCAAACGAAAAACAAGAACUUAUUGCUCUAUUUAAACAACAAUAUAAGAAUAAUCCUAUUGAAUUAAAAUUAUUAAAGAAUUUGAAAAUGGCUAUUCAUCAAAUCGAUCAAUAUGGUGAAAAUAAUAAAUGUUCAUCAUUUAUUCAUGUUUAUCAAGCACAAUUAAUGUCAAAAGAAGAAAUCGAAAUAUUAAAAAAUUCUAUUGGAAAUUUUGUUUCAAUGAAUUCAUUUCUUUCAACUAGUCUUAAUCAAUAA